Messenger RNA from Wickerhamiella sorbophila, 2970 nucleotides. Its product is annotated as Ankyrin repeat protein nuc-2. Bases 1 to 2970 code for a protein of 989 amino acids. Gene Ontology annotation, molecular function: protein binding; phosphoric diester hydrolase activity. Lineage: Eukaryota; Fungi; Ascomycota; Dipodascomycetes; Dipodascales; Trichomonascaceae. The record is from RefSeq and is a predicted model, not a curated record. The transcript has a single exon. Gene Ontology annotation, cellular component: ciliary inversin compartment. Gene Ontology annotation, biological process: lipid metabolic process; protein localization to ciliary inversin compartment.
AUGAAGUUUGGUAAAUACCUUGCCAAACGACACUUGGAUUUACCAGAGUAUGCCAAUUACUUUAUUGACUACAAGGCUCUGAAGAAACUCAUCAAACGGCUUGCUGCGCCAGACCCGCAGCAGGGCGAACAGAGUCGUGAGUUUGCCUACAAACGAUUGCAAGAGAACAAGGCGACGUUUUUUUUCCAGCUGGAGCGCGAGCUUGAGAAGGUCCAAAAUUACUACGAAAAAAAGGAGAGCGAGCUCGAGGCUCGAAUCGCAAGGCUCGAGCUCAAAAAGACCGCCGCCGCUCAGUCGGGCGCUCUCAGCAAAAACUCUGUGGCUUACAUUUCUCUUUAUGAAGGGCUGCAGCGGUUCAGGCGUGACCUGGAGCGGCUCGAGCAGUUUAUCGAACUGAAUGGGACCGGAUUCUACAAAGUGCUCAAGAAAUGGGACAAGCGCUCGCGCUCCCACCUCAAGGAGCUGUACCUGGCCCGGGCCGUUGAGGUUCAGCCCAUGUUUCACCGCGAAAAGAUGUCUGCGCUCUCAGAUAAGGUCAAUCAGUACUUUUUGGAGCUCGAGGCGCUGGCGUCAGGGUCGGAUCAAGUUGUGUUUGAGCCUAAUCAGGCGUCGCAGGAGGCAAGCCGAGACCGGGAUCUUUGUUACGAGUUUAUCAAGUUUGCCCAAACGUAUUCUCGCCAGGAACCUGAUUCCCAAGGCCAGAUGGACGAGUGGAUUUCACAGCUGACCCGUUCUGAUGACGCAAAGAAGCAAAUCACAUCGGCAUUCCUAAUGGCCAUGCCCACAAAGGCCCGUGACGAUGCGUUGCUGGCACUUAUAGAAACCAGGAAUGUCGAUAUGUCUGCCGUUGAUGAGAUCGCGGGCCGGAACUGCCUGCAUCUUGCUGCAAGCACGGACGGUCGCGAAAAGAUCGUUGCCCUGGCCCUCAAACAAAAUGUCAACGCUUCAUUGCAGGAUGUCUAUGGCAGAACCCCUUUGCAUUACGCUGCGACCUAUGGAAGACGUGAUUUCCUGAAUAUGUUCUUGGCGGCUGGUGUCGACGUAAACACUUUUGACCAUGAUAACUACUCAGCUCUUCAUUAUUCUAUUUUCAACAACUUCAGCGGCAUCACAGAAGACCUUGUAAACGCCGGUGCAUCCACUGAAGGAGACUCUGAGCGCAAUUAUAUUCCUCUGAAUUUUGCUUGUCAAUACGGAGCCUUUGGUGCAGUCAAGAUACUGCUUGCCAAACAGCAAAACGGCAGUAUGGUUCCCGAUGCCGAAGGGUUGUAUCCCAUUCACAUUGUUGCAAGAGCUGGCUUUGCAAAUAUCGUACCCCUUUUAGUCGAUGCUGGAGCAGACGUUAAUCAACUCGACAAGUUAAAUGGAUGGACUGCCCUCAUGUAUGCGGCCUCAGAGGGUCACGUUAAUGCUGUGAAUACCCUGCUAGAUGCCAAAGCAGACUGGAGAAUUUUGGACGAAAAGGGUUAUAGUGCAUUGUUUUACGCUACCUUUGAGGGUCGUCCGGCUUCAAUGCGUCGUUUGAUCAAGGAACUUCCCGCUGACACUGUUGAUAUUUCCGCCGACAACUCAGCGCUAAUAACCCAACCCCAAUCUGAUACCGGCGAGCUAGUUGAUCCUCUGGACGAAAUGGAUUUGACAGAUGACCCAGCACUUGAUCUCGAUGGAAUCCCCAGUCUCGCUCUUCCUCCUCCGAUCAUGCCGCUGCAACGCUACGGCCACAACUUUCUGGAUUCAAAGAAGACAAUUCUGCAGCUCACAUUUGCACCCGCUACGUCAAGCUCAGCGUCUGAACCUUCUUCCAACCAGCCUACAAAGUUUACAGAGAAUCGCAAGUUCUUGUCUGUUGGCCGUAUGACAGUUUCCACAUCAGGCACUCGUGAUUCUAUCCCGCGAAAUGUGGCACUACCUUUGCAGGAUAGCGAGUGUGUAUUGACCUUCCAAAUCGAAAAUAUCGACAAGUUCUCAAUUGACUUUGAGGUUUUCCCUAUGUUCGGUACCCGACUUCUCGCCAAGACGACCGCAUUACCCUCCACAUUCGCCGGCAGCGACAACACCUUGAACGAGGCUAAACUGCCAAUGAUGGAUGUACUUUUGCGACCAGUUGGUGAGCUUGAUUUCAAUUUCCUUGUUGUGAAGCCGUAUGCAGGCAAACCUUUGGAGAUCGCCAAGUAUGAAACGUAUUGGAAAUCGACUACCUAUGUUGAUGCAGAAUCGAAAUUGUCUAUUGUUACCGCCUCUUCGUUGGUGGGAACUUACCAUAAUGCCAAGGUUGUUCUUACUCGUGAUCUUGUUCCCGUGGUUAUGGAUGUGUACAUCGACUGCCAGGGAGUGAAACUUGGGGUUCCGAUUUUGACUCUUGAAGAAGUCCGCAAGGUGAGCCCGCGGCCGGUUGAAACGCUUGCCGAGGUUCUGGCUCGUAGCGAUGACUAUCGCAAACUUGAUUUGAUUAUUCCUUACCCCACGAUUGUCGAACAGGAACACUCUGUGAUUCAGUGGCCUGGUAUCAAUGAAUACGCAGACAGAAUCCUUCAUGUUGUAUUUGAUUAUGCGCGGGAGAUGCGAUCGCAAGACAAAAAGACGCGGUCAAUAAUGUUCUCGUCUCCCAACCCCGGUCUUUGUGCAGUGAUUAACUGGAAACAACCGAACUACCCCGUCCUUUUCCGAGCACAGGCUCUUCACACCAGCGACAUCUUCACUUCCGCCAAUAGCUUUGUUGCGUCUGACUGCCCCGUGAACGAGGCUCGCGUCAGUCUGUCUAUCAAAGAGGCCGCACACUUUGCUGCGACCAACAAUCUCAUGGGUGUUAUUGUAUCCGCAGACGUUCUUAAACUUGUUCCUGCCGCUAUAACUGCCACAAGAAUGCAAGGACUAGUGCUAGUUGCUAGUUCUGAAGGCGACGUGACGGUCGAAGGUUGCGAUGGAGUAGAAACAAAGGCCACCUUACAUUUUAAAACUCAAGCUGUAUAA